Molecule: messenger RNA, 677 nt
Organism: Truncatella angustata
Lineage: Eukaryota; Fungi; Ascomycota; Sordariomycetes; Amphisphaeriales; Sporocadaceae
Exons: 1
Coding region: 411-656 (81 amino acids)
Source: RefSeq, a predicted model, not a curated record
GUCUCGUCACAGCCAGUCUGAGCUCUGUUUCGAGGAUUUCGUUGUCUGGAGAUUAAAAAUUUCUUCUUCUUCUUCAAUUCAAUUCAAGUCCAGCAAAUGAACAACCGUAAUGUCUUCUCGGGGUAGCACUAGGGGAGGCAGGGGCGCACGAUCCGGACGCGGCGGUCGCGGCGCCUCCGCGACGGCAGCAGUCCCUUCCACUCGUCCUUCCAUCGAGGGUGCAGACGGCGAUGCACCAGCGCCAGCCCCAACACCAGUACCAGCACCGGUACCAAAUGCGCCCACGACAGCGGCAGCACGGGCGAUCACCAUAGAAUCGAGUCAAUCCGCCGCAAACUCGCCGGCAUCAACACCCGCCCCGUCAUCUUCGUUGCGCGGCGGCAGGUUCAAGCCCAAGGCUGUGCGCAGAGAUGCUGCAGAACGACAGAAGCUCGAGGACCAGCGAAACCGAGACUUGGCCGCCAAAAUCAAGGUCGAGGAGAAAGAACAGAGAGAUGCCGACCGCAGAGCGAGGAGGGGCGGCCAGCGGGGACGCGGAAGAGGCGACGCUGGCUUUAUCCGCAGGACCGUCACGGGCAGUGGUGCCUUCUCCGGCGUCGGCCAAGGUAUGUCUGGCGUUGUGCCUCAAUAUGUGCGUUUUACUGAUCAGCUGGUAGAUGUGCUCAGGAAAGGUGGAG